Messenger RNA from Bactrocera tryoni, 636 nucleotides. RefSeq names its product 60S ribosomal protein L21 (gene RpL21). Gene Ontology annotation, biological process: translation. Lineage: Eukaryota; Metazoa; Arthropoda; Insecta; Diptera; Tephritidae. Gene Ontology annotation, cellular component: ribosome; cytosolic large ribosomal subunit. Gene Ontology annotation, molecular function: structural constituent of ribosome. The coding region runs from base 80 to 559 and encodes 159 amino acids. The transcript is spliced from 2 exons. The record is from RefSeq and is a predicted model, not a curated record.
UUUCUUUCUUCCUCUUUUUCGACUCCAUCUUGGACCGCGUGGACAUCAUUUCCUAAAGGCAACCAAGACAAGCAAAAAUAUGACCAAUUCAAAGGGUUAUCGUCGCGGCACCCGAGACAUGUUCUCGCGCCCCUUCCGCAAGCAUGGUACCAUUCCCCUGUCUACAUACAUGCGUGUGUUCAAAAACGGCGAUAUUGUCGACAUUAAAGGACAUGGUGCCGUACAAAAGGGCAUGCCCUACAAGGCUUACCACGGUAAAACCGGUCGUGUAUACAACGUUACCCCACAUGCCGUUGGUGUCAUUGUAAACAAACGUGUACGCGGUAAGAUCCUACCCAAGCGUAUUAAUGUACGUAUUGAACAUGUGCAUCACUCCAAGUGCCGUGAGGAUUUCUUGCGCCGUGUCAAGGAGAAUGAACUUAAAUUGAAGGAAGCUAAGGCUAAGGGCGUAUAUGUGAAUUUGAAACGUCAACCCAAGGCACCUAAACCAGCUCACUUCGUUAAGCAGAUUGAGGAACCAAUCCAAUUGGCACCAAUUCCAUACGAAUUCGUUGCUUAAGCGGGGCUUUUUUAUGUAUGUAAUUCUGUUUUUUAGAAAGUAUGUGAAAAAAUAAAUAGAAACAAAUUCUAUGGAAA